Messenger RNA from Somion occarium, 812 nucleotides. Lineage: Eukaryota; Fungi; Basidiomycota; Agaricomycetes; Polyporales; Cerrenaceae. The record is from the annotation of a GenBank genome assembly.
AUGUUUCCAAAUCCGAAGUUUAGCCUUUAGAUUGCCUCAGACGCUUUAACAUGCGCUUUGAAUGCCCUCUCUACGGCAACCUUGUCGCAGCAUAACUUGUAUCCUUAGCGCUAUUGACCUUGAGUCACCUUUCGUUCAUUAUCCACCGUCCAGUCGUUAUUCAACCCUCCAAACAUGUUCCUCUUCCGCGCUGUAUUCAUCGUUGCCGCCGCUACGUUCACUGGCAGCGGGCUUGUCAAUGCUAUCGGCCUGUGGCACUAUGCAAUGAUAGCCGAAGAGCCAUCUGCUGCCGUCUCCAUAUCCUCGAAUUCCCCUACGUUGCCCAUCGAGCCUACGCUCGUCAUUUCAUCUCUCGUGGAACCUACGGCAGUGCCUACAGUUGUCUCCGUUGUGUCCACUUUGCCUGCUGAGCAGCCAAGUCCAGGGGGCGCAAUUGCCCAUGUUAGUGAACAAGAACCAUCUGCCACUGCUGAGGCCGAGUUUCCUACCGUGACGUCGCGAAUCCAAGUACAGGCUAGCAGCGGUGAAAUCCGUGUAACUCGGGCUACCAAAGUCCUGAUCGCUGUCCCUCUUCUUUUAUUCUUCCUAUGUCUAUGAGCUUGGACUCGUAUUUUAUCUCGCUAUAUUAUAGAUAUUUAGUCUUGUAAUGUGUCCUGGCGUUCUUAUGUUCUCUCGUACGCUUUCUUCCCUGCUGUGUUGCUUUUCUCUUCUUUCUGCACUGCAUCGUCUCGUCUAAUAGCGUCAUUCUGUAGCUUUAAUUGUCAUGUUAUCGAUCAUGUAUCGCGUAUUCUUAGAAUAGUAAUUUUCCUGCA